Molecule: messenger RNA, 1801 nt
Organism: Brassica oleracea var. oleracea
Lineage: Eukaryota; Viridiplantae; Streptophyta; Magnoliopsida; Brassicales; Brassicaceae
Exons: 6
Coding region: 130-1560 (476 amino acids)
Source: RefSeq, a predicted model, not a curated record
CACCGUCUAUGGGAUCUCCGCCGCUUCUCCGUCGCGUUUCACACCGCCGGCAUUGAAUUCUUCUUCACUGCUUCUCCUUCCACACCCGCCGGUAACAUCGAGCUACUCCGAUCGGGUUUUGUUUUGGGUAUGGAGCUGAAGGAAUCGAAUGGUGUUUCAGUCAAGGAGGAGAUGGAGGCGUUACCGAAAGAUGUUGAAGAGAAGUCUAUGCGGUGUACUAGUAAUUUCGAGGAUCAUAGUUUCGAUAAUGUAGAGGAUCAGAGUGAAGAUCAUCGUGGUGGUGAGAUCAAGGAGAGGGAGGAAGAGGUUGAUGUGGUGGAAUGCUCGGGUGUAAAUGAUAACAACAGGGUUGAUGUCUCGGAGUGUGAUGAUGGGAAUGGGACUGAUGAGUACUCAAGCUCGUUUAGUGGAACGGUUUCUGACCAUGAGAGUGAUGAUAAGACAGGGGUUAAUGAUCAAGAAGCUGAUUCCAUGAUGUGUACUGAUACUUCUAUUCCAUUCUAUGCAAGAAAGAAGAAGCUGACUGAUCAUUGGAGGAAGUUUAUUCAGCCUAUAAUGUGGCGGUGCAAAUGGGUCGAACUCAAAAUCAGACAACUUCAGAACCAAGCACAGAUAUACGACAAAGAAGUCAAAGAAUCUUGCCAAGCCAAGCAACUGGAGUUAGAAAAUCUCAAACCUGAAGAAGCUGGAGUAAAGGCGACGCCUCUUCUCCCAUGUCAUACUCAGAAAACCCAACUCAAGAAGAGGCACAAGAGGAAGCGAGUUGAAGAAGCGCCUGAUGCUCCAUCAAACCAUAAUCUCUUCUCUUAUCAUGCAUACCGGAAGUCUUAUGCUGAUACUGCUCUCAAUGAUAACUCCCGCAAGCUAGAUAAGAAGAGUAAGAGCUCUAAGGAGGAUGCAGUGUUCUCUGAAGAGACACCUCCUCUCGAGUUUAGAGAAGGCGAUGCGUUCUUGGAACAGAUACUUCUCAAGAUCGAAGCAGCAAAGCUAGAAGUGCGUAACUUGAAGAACCGAGUAGACAAAGUGAUGAAUGAGAAUCCAAGUAGGUUCUCUUUGGAUGACACAGUGGUUAUGCUUGGAUCAGCUGCUGAUGUAGGCACCGCCUCGGAGAAGCAAAAUCCUGAACCGGUUAUCAAAAAAGAAGAUGAGAACCCGGUCGUUUCUGAAGCUGAAGAAGAGCCAGCUAAGUCUGCUUCGGUUUCAUCUCAUCACGACAAAGUACCUGAGGAAGACGACGGGACAACAGAUAUUUUGCUGUCUGAAAUGGUUGCUUCGAGGAGAAGAGAAGGGAAAGCUGUUGUUCCCGACAAGAAAGUGGAGAAGACAGAACAAGCUUCUGUUGGGGAAGAAGGUCCAUCAAGACCUGUCAGGAAAAGAACACCACGCAAUCUUGACAUAGAGGUAAAGGAAGGGCCUAACCCAAAGAAACGUAGAGUUUCAAGAGAGAAGCCAAAGCCUAAUGUUACUAUGUCUUCUAGGCUUAAGCUUCCCAACAGGAAGAGAAAGGGAGGGAAAAGAAGGGCAGGAGGAGGCUCUUCUGGGUUAAGAAGAAGAUCCUAAACAAAGCUUCAAGAAACAAGUUGGAAGUGUGUUCACUUCAGGCAUCCUUAAGCUCUUAAAGUACAGAUAUAUAUGUACAAUUGCUGAGUGUUGAUUCAUCUGUGUUAAAAGUUCAUCACCAAAUCUAUUUAAACUCAUGAUGUUGUUUAUGUAUGUAUGACUAUAACUAAAUCAACUUUGAAGCUUUGCUUCUACCUUUGAAAAAUUCCGUGAGUGUGUAUGUAAAUACAUUCUGCAAGCA